GAUUAAAUAUUUUAUAAUUUAGUGACUGUACUUCGAACCAACAAGAAUUUUCUCAUUGCUCUCUGUUUCUUCACAAAGAUUGUGACCUUUCCCCUAAGUUCCAACACUCGAGCGGAGAUUCUCAAGAAGCAGAAGCAGACACGUAGAGUUUUAACAUACAGAUACAGCUAGCUCUAUACAGAACCAGAAGGGACUGAACAACACAUGAAGCAAAACCAACAGCAAGGUCGGAGAUUGAAGCCACUAAUGGCGGCCGAGCAUCAUCAUCAUCAUCAUCAACAACAACAACAACAACAGCACACACCACAAAAGUGUCCUCGUUGUGAGUCUCUUAAUACAAAGUUUUGUUACUACAAUAAUUACAGUCUCUCGCAGCCUCGUUAUUUCUGCAAGGCAUGUAGAAGGUACUGGACUCAAGGUGGAACCCUAAGGAACGUGCCUGUGGGCGGUGGUUGUAGGAAAGGAAAGCGCCCCAAGCUUUCUUCUUCUGGUGAUGAUGAUAAUCCAACAAGGCAAUCUACUCAACGAAACUUGAUAUCACCACCAGUACAAUUACAAGCCAAAGAGUCUGAUAGUUUGGUUUCAUCAUCUGCUGCUAUGGGAUCUUAUUAUCCUGCUAGUGGGUUCUUGUCAUCUUUGGCUGCAAUUCAACCAAUGAACCAACCCCAAUGUUUAAAGCAACCUCUAAAUCAGGCUCUACGUAUUGGUGGUGGUGACUUGGGUAGUAGUUCUUCAAAUUUGGGUCUUCUGCAGGGAUAUGGUGUCCCAUUUUUGGGGUCACAAAACCAUCAGCAGACCCAGUUUCAAUGGCCUGCUGCAGGUAACUCUUAUUAUCAGCAGAAUUGGCAUCAAAAUUUCAUCAAUGAAGCGGUCACAAGCACCGCUAAAGUCACUAACACCAGUAACAGCAAAACUGCUUCUUCUUUGAGCCCAAAUCAAUGGCCUGAUCUUCCAGCUUAUGGUGCUCCAUAGGUAAAAAGCUUAAUGUUGACUUCUAUAAACUGAAGAGCAUUAAACCACACUUAUAUUGAAUCAUUUUGUUUGUCUGUUUAGCUGCUAUUGUUGUGUCUGGUUUUAAUCUGGUUUUAACUUAGGUAAUGUUGGGUGUUGCUGUAAAUGAAAGAAGAGCUUUGUUUUUAAUGCUGUCUAGAAUAUAGAUAUAGAUUUGAGCUGGAUUUGGUUUUGGUAUUGAUUUUGAACUUUUUAAUAUUAUAAAGGGGGAUGUUUUAUGUUUGAGCAUUUGUUUUGAUAGUUUUACUUGUGCUUUACUGCGUAAAAAGAUCCUGACAUUACUUUGUAGUUAAGUUAGGGUUUACGAUAUCAAUAUCUCUUGAGUUAAAUUGUAAAAAAUUCAAUGUCUUUUAAGUAAAAUUUCGGGUUCGAAUUUUGUGGAGGAAA
This is a messenger RNA of Gossypium arboreum, 1398 nucleotides long. Its product is annotated as dof zinc finger protein DOF4.4-like. The record is from RefSeq and is a predicted model, not a curated record. The coding region runs from base 205 to 972 and encodes 255 amino acids. Lineage: Eukaryota; Viridiplantae; Streptophyta; Magnoliopsida; Malvales; Malvaceae. Gene Ontology annotation, molecular function: DNA-binding transcription factor activity; DNA binding. Gene Ontology annotation, biological process: regulation of DNA-templated transcription. The transcript has 2 exons.